UUCUGCGAGGAGUUCAAGGAGAAGUGUCCCAUCUGCGUGCCCUGCGGGCUGAAGCUGGCGGAGAAGACGCAGACGGCCAUCGUCCGGCACUUCGGCCUGCAGAUCCUGGAGCAUGUGGUCAAGUUCCGCUGGAACAGUAUGCCUCGUCUGGAAAAAGUUUAUCUAAAGAACAAUGUCAUGGGCCUUAUAUCCAGUGGAACUCAAAGUAUUCUGGAGGAGGAAAGUCACAUUAAGGAUGUCCUGUCUCGCAUCGUGGUGGAGAUGAUCAAGCGUGAGUGGCCUCAGCACUGGCCUGACAUGCUAAAAGAGCUGGAUACCCUCUCCAAGCAAGGGGAAACCCAGACAGAGCUGGUGAUGUUCAUCCUCCUACGUUUGGCAGAGGACGUGGUGACUUUUCAGACGCUGCCUACCCAGCGGCGACGAGAUAUCCAGCAAACCCUCACCCAGAACAUGGAGAAGAUCUUCAGCUUCUUGCUGAAUGCCCUGCAGCAGAACGUCAACAAGUACAGACGCAUGAAGACUGAUCUGGCUCAGGAGCCAAAGGCCCAGGCAAACUGCCGUGUGGGGAUAGCAGCACUCAACACUUUGGCCGGCUACAUUGACUGGGUGGCCCUGAGCCAUAUCACAGCAGACAACUGCAAGCUCUUGGAGAUGUUGUGUCUGCUUCUAAAUGAGCCUGAGCUCCAAAUAGGAGCAGCAGAGUGUCUCCUCAUUGCAGUCAGCAGGUAGGGUAAGCUGGAGGAUCGGAAGCCUCUGAUGGUCUUGUUUGGAGACGUUGCCAUGCACUACAUUCUCUCUGCUGCCCAGACAGCAGAUGGAGAAGGUCUGGUGGAGAAGCACUAUGUUUUCUUGAAGAGACUUUGCCAAGUUCUGUGUGCGUUGGGCAGCCAGCUGUGUGCAUUGCUAGGCUCAGAUUCUGAUGUGGAAACACCAGCCAACUUUGGAAAAUACCUUGAAGCGUUUUUAGCCUUUACAACCCAUCCCAGCCAGUUUCUGCGAUCUUCCACCCAGAUCACUUGGGGAGCCCUCUUUCGGCACGAAGUCCUGUCUCACGACCCCUUGCUGCUGGCUAUGAUUCCCAAGUAUCUCCGUGCAUCUAUGACCAACCUAGUGAAGGUGGGCUUUCCUUCUAAGACAGACAGCCCCAGUUGUGAAUACUCCCGCUUUGAUUUUGACAGUGACGAGGACUUCAAUGCUUUCUUCAACUCCUUCCGAGCCCAGCAAGGAGAGGUGAUGAGGAUGGCGUGUCGUCUAGACCCUCGGACUGGUUUCCAAAUGGCUGGUGAAUGGCUGAAGUACCAGCUCACAGCUCCUCUUGAUGCUGGACCCAUGAACUCUAAGACAGGUGAAGGUCUCUGCUCCAUCUUCUCCCCAUCCUUUGUGCAGUGGGAUGCCAUGACCACCUUCUCAGAGAGCGUCAUCAGCCAGAUGUUUCGAACCAUGGACAAAGACGAAAUCCCAGUGAAUGAUGGCAUAGAUCUGUUGCAGCUUGUCCUUAAUUUUGAAACAAAGGAUCCUCUCAUCUUGUCCUGUGUGCUCACCAAUGUCUCUGCUCUCUUUCCAUUUGUCACCUAUCGACCAGAAUACCUACCACAAGUACUUUCCAAGCUGUUUGCUUCAGUUACCUUCGAAGUUGUAGAAGAAAGUAAGGCUCCUAGAACUCGGGCAGUGAAGAAUGUGAGAAGGCAUGCAUGCUCCUCUAUCAUAAAGAUGUGUCGGGACUACCCUCAGCUUGUCCUGCCAAACUUUGAGAUGUUGUACAACCACGUGAAGCAGCUGCUCUCCAACGAGCUACUUCUGACGCAGAUGGAGAAGUGUGCUCUUAUGGAGGCCCUCGUCCUCACCAGCAACCAGUUCAAGGACUACGAGCGGCAGAAAGCUUUCCUGGAGGAGCUCAUGGCUCCCGUUGCUGGCCUGUGGCUCUCCCCAGAGAUGCAGAGAGUCCUCUCAGAUCCUGAAGCCUUUAUCUCCUAUGUGGGUGCAGACAACAAAAUUGCAGAUCCAGUCUUGGAAGAUCCUAGUGGCCUGAACCGCUCUAGGAUAAGCUUUUGUGUGUACACCAUUCUGGGAGUUGUGAAACGAGCACGUUGGCCCGCUACUAUUGAAGAGGCGAAAGCUGGAGGAUUCUUGCUGGGAUACAUGCCCAGCGGAGCUCCCAUCUACCGUAAUCCCUGCACUGAGCAGGUUCUGAAGCUUCUUGACAAUUUACUUGCUCUUAUAAGGACUCACAACAAUCUCUACACACCAGAGAUGGUGGCUAGGCUGGGGGAAACAUUUGCAAAGGCCUUAGACAUGCUGGAGGUGGAGAAGAAUGCCAUCCUAGGUCUCCCUCAGCCUCUGCUGGAGCGUUACGACUCUCCUGUUUACAAAACUGUCUUAGAAAGGAUGCAGGGCUUCUUUUGUACCCUCUACGACAACUG
Merops nubicus (carmine bee-eater) is the source of this 2420-nucleotide messenger RNA. RefSeq names its product exportin-5-like. NCBI's taxonomy places the organism in Eukaryota, Metazoa, Chordata, Aves, Coraciiformes, Meropidae. Gene Ontology annotation, biological process: protein export from nucleus; RNA export from nucleus. Gene Ontology annotation, cellular component: RNA nuclear export complex; cytoplasm; nucleus. The record is from RefSeq and is a predicted model, not a curated record. Gene Ontology annotation, molecular function: small GTPase binding; nuclear export signal receptor activity; RNA binding. The annotation marks the transcript as partial. The transcript has 21 exons.